UAAAUCAACCAAAUGCCGUCUUCAAUCUCACUCAUGUUCCUCCCAUUAUUACUUUUUCUGUUAUCAUCAGCUUCAUGGGCUGCUGCUUCAGACCAUUCAAUUGAAGAUAAAUUCUACCAGUGUGUAAAUCUCCAUACUGAUCUUUCCAUACCUUUUCAUAGUGCAUUUUUCACCCCAGAAAAUGCUUCAUUUACUUCUGUUCUGCAAUCUACUGCGAUGAAUCUGAGGUGCUUGGGGCCAUCUAGGCCUAAACCUGAGCUUAUUUUCACACCAUUGACAGAAUCCCAAGUUCAAGCAGCAGUUAUCUGUGCAAAAGAGCUUAAUAUUCAGCUCAGAGUCCGCAGUGGAGGCCAUGAUUAUGAGGGCAUAUCGUAUACUUCUGCCACACCAUUCCCUUUCAUAAUGAUUGACCUUGCCAAACUUCGAUUCAUCAAUGUUAGUAUAGAGGAAAACAGCGCCUGGGCCCAAGUAGGAGCUACAAUUGGCGAAGUUUAUUACAGAAUUUCGCAGAAAAGCAGAAUUCAUGGUUUCCCUGCUGGCCUCUGUACAAGCUUGGGGAUUGGUGGGCACAUAACAGGAGGGGCAUAUGGUCCCAUGAUGCGAAAAUACGGGCUUGGAGCUGAUAAUGUGGUGGAUGCUCGAAUAGUUGAUGCAACAGGGAGGAUUCUUGAUCGUGCAUCAAUGGGAGAGGAUUUCUUUUGGGCAAUUAGGGGAGGCGGCGGAGGGAGCUUUGGAAUCCUCCUAGCCUGGAAGCUAAGUUUGGUUCCAGUACCGUUAACUGUCACAGUUUUCACUGUUCCAUGGACAUUGGAACAAGGAGCAACUAAACUUCUGUACAGGUGGCAACAAGUUGCUGACACUCUUGAUGAAGACCUCUUCAUCAGAGUUCUCAUAAGUGCUGUGAAUUCUACUGAUCAGAAAGGAAAGAGAACGAUACAAACUGCCUAUCAGGCCUUAUUUCUUGGAAGGGCUAACAGACUCCUGAAAGUAAUGAAGAAAGGCUUUCCUGAAUUAGGAUUAACACAAAAAGAUUGCGUUGAAAUGAGCUGGAUUGAAUCAGUUCUUUACAUUGCUGGCUACCCGCGAACUUUAAAGCCUGAAUUUUUGCUUCAGAGGAAGUCAUUCUUCAACAAGACUUAUUUCAAAGCUAAGUCAGAUUUUGUAAAAGAGCCCAUCCCAAAAUUUGCGUUGGAAGGAAUAUGGAAAAGGUUUCUACAAGAAGAUUCUCCGUUCACAAUUUGGAAUGCUUAUGGUGGAAUGAUGGGAAAAAUUCCAGAAUCUGAAAUUCCUUUUCCUCACAGAAAAGGAAGAAAAUUCAUGAUCCAGUGGCUGACGGCAUGGCAAAGUGGAGACAAGAAAACUACAGAUAAGCACAUUGAUUGGAUCAGAAAAUUAUAUGACUCCGUAGCUCCUUAUGUUUCUAAAUUCCCCAGAGAAGCUUAUGUGAAUUACAGGGAUCUUGAUUUGGGAGUGGAUAAGCUUAGCGGAAACGUAAAUUAUCUGAAAGCAUGUUUCUGGGGCUCUAACUACUUCAAAGACAACUUCAAAAGACUCGUGCAGGUGAAGACAAAAGUUGAUCCUGAUAAUUUCUUCAGGCAUGAGCAGAGCAUUCCAACGCUUCAUUCCUUGUCUGAAGAAGAUGAGAAGAAGAUGAUAAACUGAACCAUAGCUACAUUUGAUUACUAGAACAAGAAAGGAGAUGACUUUGACAACGAAGAUCUGAUGAAUUUUUACUGUUCUGUUUUCUUGUUUUCCGUUUUUCAUCGUUUCUAAAUUUCGAGUUCCUGUACACGACUGACACGAUGCAUUGCAUCUUGAGUACUUGUGUAUUUUCUCAGUGCAUAGGAGGAUUGAAUGUUUCAGGUGCUUCUAUUUGUUAAUUUCUGGAGCUAAGUCGCAGUUAAUCUUGUUA
Coffea eugenioides is the source of this 1912-nucleotide messenger RNA. RefSeq names its product berberine bridge enzyme-like 15. The record is from RefSeq and is a predicted model, not a curated record. The coding region runs from base 13 to 1662 and encodes 549 amino acids. The transcript has a single exon. Gene Ontology annotation, molecular function: FAD binding; oxidoreductase activity. Lineage: Eukaryota; Viridiplantae; Streptophyta; Magnoliopsida; Gentianales; Rubiaceae.